Molecule: messenger RNA, 188 nt
Organism: Striga hermonthica
Lineage: Eukaryota; Viridiplantae; Streptophyta; Magnoliopsida; Lamiales; Orobanchaceae
Source: the annotation of a GenBank genome assembly
AAAUACAGAUUAUUUACUGGCCAAACAGUUAAUCUUCAGAAAUCUGCGGUUUUCUUCAGCAGAAACACAUCUUCCCAUCUAAGGAGAUCAAUUUGCAAUGCUCUGAAUAAUAUUGUCUCUCACAGAUCAACCAAAUACUUAGGCUUGCCUUUGGGUAUUGGUAGAUCAAAAGGCAAGUUUUUGAUUAU